AUUCCCCUUCUUCUUCUUCUUCUUCUUCUUUUACUUGUUUCGUGAGUGAGAUCUCCACUCCAGAUUUUUGUAUCUAACUAUAUCUAUAUAUACACACACACAUACAAUAUGUUGCAUCAAUAGCUCCAGCUGCAUCCACAGCAGUUAGCAAAUAAAAAAGUUGAAAAAAAUGGAAAUUGAUGAAAGAAAAAACGUACCACAAGUUCUAUACGAGACACGUCAUCACGCUUCUAGACCUUUCUCUUCUAAUUAUCCUCCGAUCCAUCAUCAACAGGCGAAUGAAAGCAGUAGCAGAGGUUUUUUUAGAUUGCUUUCGGCUCAAGGUCUCAGCAAUUUUAGAGAUAAAUGGACCUCAAAUAAACAUCAACAGAAAUUAAGCAAAUGGAUAUCGAUGUUCAUCUCUCCAAGUGGUGAACAUGUGGCUAUAGCAGCUGGAAACGAGAUAACCAUCUUACGGAGGGAUGAUAAUUACCAACAACCUUGUGCGAUUUUUACUAGCAGCUUUCCUGUCACAUUUACAUUUGGAACUUGGUCAGAGGAUCAUGGUGUUCUGGGAGUCUUUGACAAUGCCGAUACCCUCUAUUUUAUAAGAGCAAAUGGUGAAGAGAUAACCAGAAUUACUAAACAGCAUUUAAAAGUGCCUUUGCCAGUCGUUAGUAUAUUUAUUUAUAAUGAUAAGGAUACGAAGAAGUCUUGUUUGUGUACAUUUAGCAUACUUGCAUCAGAUGGUUCAGUUUAUGAUAUUGAGAUUAGUCAGGACCCAAGUGCUUCCAUUUCCACUAUGAGUAGCUUAAGUGGUGGCUCAUUACUGCAGAAGCAGUUCCCUCAGAACGUUUGUUGUUGUGGAUAUCAUCCAGAUAACUCGCUGUUUGCCGUAGUUAGUAGUACUGUUAGCAUCACAUCGACCUCUAGCGACAUUAUUGGACCUUACAGUAUUUCCAUUUGGCAAUGGUGUAGACAAUCAGGCUUACAACAAGUGGCUUCUGCUGAGUUUGAAGGUCUCUACACUAAGACGAAAAGUUAUUUAGAUCAAAUAUCCUUACCUAAAGUUCUAUUCUCACCACACGGAGAAUUUGUUGCUAUGUUGGAUUUGAGAGGACGCUUGGCCAUAUAUAAGCUAAAGGAACACUUACUUUCAGAAGUCCAUUUCAAAGAAAAUAAUGAGUUGAGUAAUAUAAUAGAUUUUACUUGGUGGACUGAUUGUAUUGUUGUCAUUGCUAAUAGGAGUGGCAACAUCACUAUGAUAGACAUUGAUAGAGGAGUAAAGGUUUUGGAGAAUGAUUGUAAAUACUCUUUGCCUAUUUUGGAACGAGUACAAUGGUUGGCAGGAUGCAUAUUUAUUUUAGAAAGCAGAUCAUCUGAAAAGAAUUUUGAACUGUCAGAUUUGCUUCUUUUUGAGCCAGUAACUGCAGAAAAGUAUAAACAGUUUGACAAUGCUAAAUUGCAAUGGAGCUUGGUGUCAUUUUCAAAAAGAUCUGCUCAGGAACUUUAUGAUAUUCUAAUUAGCAGUCAGCAGUUUCAGGCUGCAUUAGAGUUGGCUGAUCAACAUGGGUUGGACAAAGAUGAAGUGCUGAAAGCACAGUGGCUGCAUUCCGCACAGGGAAAGGGUGAAAUCCGUACAUUGCUUUCACUUGUUAAGGACCAAGAUUUUGUAUUAUCCGAGUGUCUAGAAAGAGUUGGGCCUACAGAAGAUUCAGUGAGGGCUUUACUUGCUUAUGGUCUUCAUUUAACAAACGAUUACAAGUUUUCUGAGGCGGAUGAAGAAGAGCGUAGCCCAAUUUGGGAUUUUCGUUUGGCAAGACUUAAGAUGUUACAAUUUAGAGACAGACUGGAGACAUUUAUUGGAGUAAACAUGGGCAGGUUUUCUGCGCAGGAUUACAGCAAAUUUCGUUCAUUGCCUAUCAAUGAAGCGGCAAUUGCACUUGCAGAAAGUGGGAAAAUUGGAGCUUUAAAUCUUCUUUUCAAGCGCCAUCCUUAUUCAGUCUCUCCAUGCAUGCUUGAAGUUUUAGCUGCUAUUCCUGAAACAGUCCCCGUUCAGACAUAUGGACAGUUGCUUCCUGGAAGCUCUCCUCCUCAGUUUACCACUCUAAGAGAAGAAGACUGGGUUGAACGUGAAAAGAUGGUGAAUUACAUUAAAACCCUCCCAGAAAAUCAUGAGAGUACCAUUUUGAUCAGAACUGAACCAAUUGUUAAGCAAUUGAUGGGAUAUAAAUGGCCAUCCGCUGAUGAAUUAUCCUUCUGGUACAAACAGAGAGCUAGAGACAUGGACAGCCUAAGUGGGCAGUUAGACAAUUGUAUAGCUUUGAUUGACUUUGCAUGCCGAAAGGGCGUUAAAGAAUUGCAAGAGUUCCACGAGCUUAUGUCUUAUUUGCAUCAGCUUAUCUACUCUGAUGAUGAUGAUCAUGAUUUGAGCUUUAGCAUGAGCCUUAUUACAUGGGAACAGUUGUCUGACUAUGAAAAGUUCAAGUUGAUGCUUAAGGGGUUCAAUGAGGAAAAUGUUAUCAAAAGAUUACGUGAUAGAGCAGUACCAUUUAUGAAAAAGAGAACUGGGGAUGAAGUGGUCAAUGAUCCUAUUGAUUCAUUUUUCGUUAGAUGGAUGAAAGAGGUCGCCAUGGAGAAUAAAAUAGAGGUCUGCUUGAUAGUUGUUGAGGAGGGGUGCCAGGAAUUUGGGAGAAGCAACUUUUUCAGAAAUGAAUGUGAAGCAGUAGAGUGUGUGCUUCAGUGUUUGUAUAUGUUUACCGUAACUGAUAAGUGGAAUACCAUGGCCUCAAUCUUGUCUAAACUUCCAUUUUUGCAAGGUUCUGAAGUAGAGAGCCCCAAAAAGAAACUUAGACUUGCAGAAGACCAUGUUGAGGCUGGAAGGCUGUUGGCGUUGUACCAGGUUCCAAAGCCAAUUGCUUUUUUCCUCGAGGCACAAACAGAUAGCAAGAGUGUGAAACAAAUUCUUCGUCUUAUACUUUCAAAGUUUAUCCGUAGACAACCUGGUCGAACAGAUAAUGACUGGGCAAACAUGUGGCGAGAUUUCCAGUCGCUGCAAGAAAAAGCAUUUCCCUUCAUUGAUUUAGAAUACAUGUUGAUGGAAUUCUGCCGGGGACUACUAAAAGCUGGAAAGUUUUCGCUUGCUCGGAACUAUUUAAAAGGCUCGGGAUCACUGGUGUUGCCAACAGAAAAAGCUGAAAGUAUAAUCAUUUUGGCAGCCCGGGAAUACUUUUUUUCAGCUUCUAGUCUAUCUUGCUCAGAAAUCUGGAAGGCUAAGGAAUGUCUGAAUAUUCUUCCAAGCAGUAGAAAUGUCAUGGUGGAGUUAGAUAUCAUUGAUGCCCUAACUGUUAAACUUCCAAGAUUAGGGGUACACAUUUUACCAAUGCAAUUUAGGCAAAUCAAAGACCCAAUGGAGAUCAUCAAGUUGGCAAUCACCAGUCAAAAUGGGGCUUAUCUUAAUGUUGAUGAACUAAUUGAAAUAGCCAAGCUUCUUGGACUCAAUUCUCACGAUGAAAUCUCUUCCGUCCAAGAAGCUAUUGCAAGAGAGGCAGCAGUUGCUGGUGAUCUUCAACUUGCUUUUGAUCUUUGUCUUACAUUGGCAAAAAAGGGUCAUGGUCCCGUUUGGGACUUGUGUACUGCACUUGCAAGAGGUCCCGCCCUUGAAAAUAUGGAUAUUAGCUCUCGAAAACAACUACUAGGAUUUGCUUUGAGUCAUUGUGAUAAAGAUUCAAUUGGUGAACUUUUACAUGCAUGGAAAGAUCUAGAUAUGCUAAGCCAAUGUGAAAAGUUAUCUAUGUUUACUGGAAAAGAUGUUCCAGAAUUAUCAGGGCAUGAUAUUGACCUUAUAGAUUCAUCCGGGCAGGUCAAUGCAGAUAUUUGUGAUGAACAAAACUCUUAUUUCGCAUCCAUAAAAACAAGACUCUCUGAUGUAGCUGACUUGCUACCUGCAGAAAAGCCUUAUGAUUUUGAUUCUCUGUUAAAAGAAAAUGGUAAAAUGUUGACUUUUGUGGCUUUACGCCUCCCAUGGUUGCUUGAAUUGAGUCAAGAAGCAGAAAAUGGCAAAAAGUUUCUUGGAACGCAAGCAAUUGCAACUGUUUUCUCCUGGUUGGCAAUAAAUGAUUUGUCUCCGAAGGACAAUCUGAUUGCUUCUUUAGCAAAGUUAAUAAUGAAGCCACCUGUUACAGAAGAGGAAGACAUCUUAGGGUGUUCAUUUUUAUUAAAUCUUAAUGAUGCCUUUUACGGUGUGCAAAUAAUAGAAGAACAGGUGAAAUUAAGGGAAGACUAUGAUGAAAUAUGUAGUAUGAUGAAUCUUGGGAUGAUUUAUAGUCUGUUGCAUAAUUCCAGUGGCGAGUGUGAGGACCCAGUUCAGCGUAGGGAAUUGCUGCUAAGAAAGUUCCAAGAGAAAUACACUUCACUAAGUUCAGAUGAACGCAACAAAAUUGACCAAGCACAGUCCUCAUUUUGGAGAGAAUGGAAGUUGAAGUUAGAGGAACAAAAGCGAGUGGCUGAUCAUACAAGAGCGAUUGAGCAGAUUAUUCCUGGUAUUGAAUCAGCACGCUUUUUGUCUGGAGACAUCAACUAUAAGGAGAGCGUCGUAUUGUCCUUUGUGGAAUCUGUAAAAACAGAGAAAAAGAGAAUCCUGAAAGAUUUAUUGAAAUUAGCCUCGGACUAUGGCUUGGAUCAAAUUAAGGUGUUACUGAAAUUCCUUUCUUCUACCCUUCUUUCCAAUAUUUGGACAGUUGAUGAUAUCAAGUCUGAAGUUUCACAAUUUGAAAGCGAAAUACUUGAUUCUGCCGAGGUUGUCUUCAAAACAAUCUCCUUUACUGUGUACCCCGAAAUCGAUGGCCGGAAUAAAGAAUGCCUUGCUUAUAUAUACAAUCUUCUCUCUAUUUGUUUCUCAAGGGUUGAAGAAAAGAAUGAAUUACUAUCAAGUAUUGGUCCAGAUACACCCCUUUUAACAAUUGAGGAGCUCGAUAGCUUUUACAAGAACAUGGAGCAAGAUUGUAGUAAUCUUUCAUUCAUCAAGGACCUGAACUUCAAAAAUAUUGCUGGCAUAUUUGGUCCAAAUCUGGCAGGUAUUACCAAUGAAGUGUAUGCUCAUGUAAAUGAAAGAAGUGUUGAAGCACUUGCAGAAAUGGUGAAAACCCUUACUGGGAUUUUUAAAGAUCAGGUUCCCGAGGGUCUCGUGCCCUGGCAGUAUGUGUAUGGAUAUUAUGUAUCAAGUUCAUUAACAACUCUUGAAAAUAAGGCCAAAUCAGAAGUUCAUUUCCAAAAUCCUGAGACCCUUGCAUUAUUCAUCAAUGAACUCGAGAGUACAUAUGACAGAUGCAAAAAAUAUAUUGGACUCAUUGCUUAUCCAGGGGCUUCUGUGACGGGCAUAAUGAAGAAGUUUUUUAAGAUAACUCCAUCAUUGAAUGGAAAUUUCGAUGAUUUGGCGGAUCCAAAAUGGAAGGAUGACCUGGUUGUACUUUUAAAUUUCUGGCUCAGGUUGAUCGACGAUUUGCAAAAGUUUGUAUCUUCGAGUGAUAUGGAAGGGAAAUUCUCUCCUACUUGUGUGAUGAUCUGUCUCGAAGCCUUUGUUGAAUUGGUUAAAAAGGAAAUUAUCUCAAUUAGUGAGGGUUGGGCGUCUCUUUUUGCAUAUAUCAACUUCAGUCUCACGGGUGAUGUUUAUACUGAAAUUCUCAAUUUCUGCAGAUCGAUGAUUUUAUCUGGGUGUCAUUUCAAAGCAAUAUCAUAUGUUUAUCAUGCAGCGAUUUCACAUUUUUCUCCUAACACGAAUUUGUCAGGUGAGAUUCGUAGGCAUUACGAAAAUAUCAUGGAUCUUCCCCAUCUAUACAUAAGAAUCUUGGAAACCAUCUUAAAGGAUUUAGCUCGUGGAUCUGGUGAACAACAGUGUUUAUAUCGGGUUUUAUCGAGUUUAAGUGAAUUAGAUGGUGAUCUAGAGGAAUUAAAGAAUGUCAGGAGUGCUGUCUGGGAUCGAUUGGCCCAAUUUUCCGAUAAUAUGGAAAUCCCGAGUCACGUGCGAGUUCAUAUGUUGGAACUUAUGCAAUAUAUAACGGCAUUGACUGCAAAGUUAACUUCUUUCUCUACCGAGCUUCGAGUCAAUGUUGCCCCAUGGGAUGGGUGGGAUAAUACUGGCAUUGCAAGUUCAAACAAUGAAACUGCAGCUGAUAAUGAUGACGUGCCAAACAGGUUCACACAUACUUUAGUUGCUCUAAAAUCAUCACAACUACUGUCAACAAUAUCCCCAACCCUUGAGAUAACUCCAAAUGACCUUUCUACCCUCGAUUCCGCAGUUUUGUGUUUCUUGAAAUUAUCUGAAAAUGCUGUUUCUCAAUCUGAUAUCAAUGUUUUGAUACCCAUAUUAGGAGAGUGGGAAAGACUUUUUGGUACUAAAAGUGCAAUAGGGGAGGUGAAAAACUCAGAACAAACAAGUAAUAGUGCUGAGGCAGAGACUGAUUGGGGGAAUGAUGAUUGGGAUGAAGGAUGGGAAGACUUUCAGGAAGAAGAAUCAAGUAAGAUAGAAACUAAUAAUGAAACUACCCCUUUGGUUCAUGCUUUACAUGAGUGUUGGGCAGAGGUUUUUAAGAAACUAGCAUCAUUAUCUCAGUUUAACGACAUAAUGAAAAUUAUCGACCAAUCCAAGACAAAAGGAUAUGGGGUAUUGUUAAAUGAGGAUGCUGCUCACAACUUAACCCAAUUGUUACUUAAGGUAGAUUGCUUUAUAACUCUUAAAAUUGUCGUUCUGUUUCCUUAUGAGAAGAUUCAGUUGGAGUGUUUAGGUUUUGUCGAGGAGAAAUUGAAGCUAGGAAACAUACCGGGUCCUGUUUUAACCGACCAUGAGUUGUUUAUUUCUUUAUUAUCCUCGGGACUUGUACCAACCAUCAUCACGAAACCAUCAUAUGGGAACACCUUUUCCUAUCUAAACUAUAUGGUUGGGAAUUUCUGUCGUAGUUAUCAAGAAGCUCAUAUCUCAGGACUCAUAAUGGAAGAGGGACCCCCUAAGAACGACAUUUGGUUUGUUUUCAAAACAGUUCUAUUACCAUGUUAUUUAUCGGAGCUUGUAAAGGCAAAUCAAGUGAUGUUAGCGGGAUUAGUAGUUACAAAAAUCAUGCAUACAAGUGUGUCUCUCGGUUUGAUCAAUGUAGCAGAAGCUAGUCUACGGAAGUACUUAGAAACACAGCUUGAAGUUUUACAAGGCAAUGCUUUUAAGUUCGAGGAGAUGACCUUUUGUGAAUCACUAGUGAAUACGGUUGGUGACUUAAGUGGCAGGUUGGAGAAUCUGAUCAAAUCGGCUCUAGGAGUGCUGUCACCAAGUGUUGUUAAAAGAUAAUAUGAUUCGAAGUUAGACAUUAGACAUUAGACAUCAUAUUUUGCUGUGUAGAUAUGUUAUAAUUCUGGUUAUAUAUGUUCCUUUUUUUUCUUGUAAAGGAUAAGAACCUCUAGAUUGGGAGUGCGACCCUGUUUGUCUUACUGCCAAGAUAAUCAAAGCAUUAGAGUUGCAGCAUUCUUUAAGUUAA
This is a messenger RNA of Erigeron canadensis, 7499 nucleotides long. Its product is annotated as MAG2-interacting protein 2. Gene Ontology annotation, molecular function: SNARE binding. Gene Ontology annotation, biological process: retrograde vesicle-mediated transport, Golgi to endoplasmic reticulum. Lineage: Eukaryota; Viridiplantae; Streptophyta; Magnoliopsida; Asterales; Asteraceae. The record is from RefSeq and is a predicted model, not a curated record. Gene Ontology annotation, cellular component: endoplasmic reticulum membrane; Dsl1/NZR complex.